Molecule: messenger RNA, 561 nt
Organism: Chondrus crispus (carragheen)
Lineage: Eukaryota; Rhodophyta; Florideophyceae; Gigartinales; Gigartinaceae
Exons: 1
Coding region: 1-561 (186 amino acids)
Biological process (GO): plasma membrane phospholipid scrambling
Cellular component (GO): plasma membrane
Molecular function (GO): phospholipid scramblase activity
Source: RefSeq, a predicted model, not a curated record
AUGUUCCUGGUUUCUUCUUCAGUCCAUGUAGAAACACCAGAGGGCGAACGCAUUGGGGAGGUGAACAUGAACUGGCAUAUGUGGAGACGUCGAUAUUCUCUUUACGUCCAGAAAGAGCAGUUCGCGGAGGUCAAUUCAGGAUUUCUUGCUGUUGACUUUGACAUGCGAGAUAUGGAUGGGAAAAAGAUGGCCUCUGUUAACAAAGAUUUCACUGGGUUUGCGAGGGAGCUCUUCACAGAUGCGAGGCAGUAUGUCUUGCGAAUGGAUCCUUCAUAUGGGCUGAGCCAUGACGCUAAUCUUGUGAAUGAUGCGAACACGAUUAACCUCGGUCAAGAAGAGUACAGUGAUACCAAAAUGGGGCAGCGUGAACGGGCUGUUGUUCUGGCUGCGGCGCUUGCUAUUGACUUUGGUAUGUUUCUUUCAAAAAAAUCAAGUGGAUGGCUUGACGUUCAAGCGGCUUUGUCUCUCAUUGUCGAAGUAAGACUCAUCGAUACUAACUGUUUGUUACCGCCAUGUUUAUUUUUCUUUUCCGCAUGUGCGCGAAUGGUUGCGCUUUCCUGA